Molecule: messenger RNA, 750 nt
Organism: Adineta steineri
Lineage: Eukaryota; Metazoa; Rotifera; Eurotatoria; Adinetida; Adinetidae
Source: the annotation of a GenBank genome assembly
AUGGCAAGUCGCACUACUUCAUCACCAGUGAAAAAUAUUUUAUCAGAAAUUCAAAAAAUUGAUUCAUUAGAUGCUUUACUUAAAACGAAUAAUAUAUUUUUAUUUAUACCAAAUAUAAUUGGUUAUGUACGAGUUUUACUUUCGGUUAUCUCAUUUUAUUUCAUGCCAUCGCAUCCAAAAAUAACAAUAUUUUGUUAUUUAACAAGUCAACUUCUUGAUGCACUCGAUGGACAUGCUGCACGUGCACUUGGUCAAAGUACUAAAUUUGGAGCAAUGUUUGAUAUGCUUGUUGAUCGAUGUUCAACAAUGUGUUUAUGCUUUGUUUUGGCAAUGUUUUAUCCUAAAUGGGCACUUUUCUUCCAACUUUGGGCUGCCAUUGAUACUGCUAGUCAUUGGCUUCAUUUACAUGCGGCUACAGUUAAAGGUUCAGAAAGUCAUAAAAAAAUUGAUUUAUCCGGCAAUCCUAUUCUUCGUCUUUAUUAUACUUCACGUAAAGUUCUUUUUACAAUGUGUGCUGGAAAUGAACUUUGGUUUUCAAUGAUCUACAUGCUUUAUUUCGGUGAAGGUCCUACAGUUCUUACUAUUGGUAAAUAUGGACUUGGUCUUUGGCGUAUUAUUCUCUAUGCUGUAACACCAAUCAUGCUUGGAAAACAAAUAAUUAGUUUAAUACAUUUAUAUACCGCUGCACUCGAUAUGGCUGCAAUUGAUGAUGCUGAACGAGCAAAAAAUAAUUCGAAAACAAAAAAUUAA